This is a messenger RNA of Purpureocillium takamizusanense, 1038 nucleotides long. RefSeq lists its product as uncharacterized. The record is from RefSeq and is a predicted model, not a curated record. NCBI's taxonomy places the organism in Eukaryota, Fungi, Ascomycota, Sordariomycetes, Hypocreales, Ophiocordycipitaceae. Bases 115 to 1038 code for a protein of 307 amino acids. The transcript is spliced from 2 exons.
CAUCAAGAACUCAGGGCGUCGUUGGCAAGCCCGCAAAUUAGCAUCCCUCUGCGGCAUGCUCUCUUGAAAACGCUAUGGGGCCGUCCUGCGGACUCUAGGUUAACAUCGACAACGAUGACUUCUUAUUUUAGUUACUACUCAUCGAAAUGCCAGGAGUUUCUGACAGACGGAGGCAGGCAUGUCUCCGCCAAAACCCAUUCAGAUAUCAUCGAAAUCGCCCAAAUGAUACAGAAUGACCUCCCAAGAGAGACGAUCCUGCCGUGCACCGGAGAUUGGUCUGCAAAUGCUCUGGAUACUUGCAGCCUUGGAUCAGCGAAUGCCGCAAUCGAUCUAUGCGCUUCUCUACUCACCAUGAUUGAUGUUGGUGAGCAUGAAUUCGGCGUGUCGGGAAGGCAUCCAAUACAUUGGACCAAAGGGUGCCUCAGGACCACCCUCAGGGACCAGUUCUCACCUGAGAGGACUCUUGCAGUGGACAAUCCCAGGAUUGGGAAACUUUUCAAAGCGGAGAACCUCAGCAAGAUUGCUGGGGUCAAGAUUAGGUGGACAAACAAUCUAGCCAACCACCUCCGCCUCACAGAUGACGACAAGGCCGUCUUCAUCUUUCACCAUGCUAGCUUCCUCAAGUUCCAGCAGAGUCUGACCCAGCAACUCUUUCCGCCUGGCUUUAUCGAGGAAACACUCUACACUCUAGCGCUCCUCUUCCCGCAAAACGACUCGCACACCAGGCGCUGGAUCCAGACUCUGGGAUCGCCUUGCCUUGAUCAGAAUAUUAGCAGGUGUGGCAGCCUCCGUGCGCAGGAUCGGCGAUUCGACCGCUUCUUGUUCUGGCACGACCGGCUCGUUGUCUUGAAGCAAGUGUUCGACGAUUCUAGCCCUCGAACGCUCGCGCAGUGGUGGUGGGAUAGACGGAAUGGUGUGCAAUGGUAUACAUUCUGGGUCGCAGUAUUCGUUUUUCUGUUUACGAUCUUCUUCGGCAUGGUGCAGAGCGUCGAAGGGGCGCUGCAGGUGUACUUUUCAUAUAAAGCACAGCCAGGCUAG